This is a messenger RNA of Lycium ferocissimum, 882 nucleotides long. Its product is annotated as E3 ubiquitin ligase BIG BROTHER-related-like. The transcript has a single exon. NCBI's taxonomy places the organism in Eukaryota, Viridiplantae, Streptophyta, Magnoliopsida, Solanales, Solanaceae. Gene Ontology annotation, molecular function: ubiquitin protein ligase activity. The record is from RefSeq and is a predicted model, not a curated record. The coding region runs from base 1 to 882 and encodes 293 amino acids.
AUGUAUUAUGGACAGAGUUCGUUUGAUCACAUUGGGGAUCCAUAUUUAUGGAAUCGCUAUGCUGCAACGACAAAUUAUGACACAGGGUAUUAUAAUUAUUAUUAUCAGCCAACAAGUGAAUACGUUGAUGAUCAUGUCUAUGUUGCUACUGAUCGGUUUCGUUUUAUCGUGAGUACAAAUUCACAAAGUCGUCAUCUUUCGCAACUAGACCAGCACCAUCUUGGUUACCACCAAGCUCCAGAAAAUUAUCACUAUGUUGCAAGAAACAUUGGUGAUCACUACUUUGUUCCACAUAACUUGGAUCACAACUCUUCUUUUACUGGUCCUGGACAUACAUAUAAUGGACAAAGUUCAUUUGAUCACAUCGAUGAUCCAAACUUGUGGGAUGAUGGCUAUAGUCAGUCAACAGGUGAAUUCAUUGAUGAUGUUUAUGUUACAACUGAAAGUGAACUCAUUAAUGAUCCCUACGACACAACUGAAAGUGAAUCAAAUGAUGAUGUAUAUGACACAACUGAUGGGAAUCAGAUUUUAGACACAAUACGAGACCUUUAUCGCAUGAAUAUCGGCAGUCAUCUCAGUGGACAGCCACUUGAUUAUGGAGCUUUGCUUGAUCUUUUGGCUGAUAUGGAAGGCGACAACGAGGAGGCUGCAGCAGAGGAGAUCAUAGAAAAUUUGAUUAAAACAAGAAUUCAUUGUGGUACUGACGAUGCAGAAGAAAUGUAUGUUAUUUGCCAAUGUGAAUAUCAGAAUGAUGAGACAAUUGGCACUCUUGAAUGCAGGCAUGAGUUUCAUGCAGGUUGCAUUGAAGAAUGGCUGUUGAGUAAGAAAACUUGUCCAAUUUGUAGAUCAUCAGUUUUGCCAUCACAGGAACAUAGUUUAUGA